This is a messenger RNA of Mytilinidion resinicola, 1350 nucleotides long. Its product is annotated as EF-hand. Lineage: Eukaryota; Fungi; Ascomycota; Dothideomycetes; Mytilinidiales; Mytilinidiaceae. The record is from RefSeq and is a predicted model, not a curated record. Gene Ontology annotation, molecular function: microtubule binding; calcium ion binding. Gene Ontology annotation, biological process: spindle pole body duplication. Gene Ontology annotation, cellular component: half bridge of spindle pole body; mitotic spindle pole body. The coding region runs from base 183 to 899 and encodes 238 amino acids. The transcript is spliced from 2 exons.
CUCUCGGGUGUAUCCGCGCUAAGCUUUCUACCACCGGCGCGAACACGACGCGAAACCUUGCCAGUUCAGACCCAGCUUGUUCGGCGGCCUCACCACGAAGAACCGCCUAUACACAUAUUCACCAACCCCCUAGAAACAGGCUGUGACCCCACGCGCCGUCCUCCUCCGCGCUCACAACGCAAAUGGCUACGUCCAACCACCCCACCUAUCCCUCCCGCUACACCACCGGGCUCGGACGCGCCGGCGCAUCCUCCUCCGCCCCGCAAAACUUCAACACGCCCGCAUACGGCGCCACGGGGAAGACAGCGCAGCGCAUUGAGGCCGACCGACUAGAAGCGCAGCGGCGUGAGCGCGAGGAGCGGGAGCGGAUAAUGCAGGCCGGACAGAACCAACUGGGGGAGUUGAGCGAGGAGCAACGAGAAGAGAUCGUAGAAGCCUUCAAUCUCUUCGACCUCGACCAAGACAAGCACAUCGACUACCACGAGCUCAAAGUCGCCAUGAAAGCGCUGGGCUUCGACCUGCCCAAGGCCGAAAUCCACAGCAUUCUGCAGGCCCACGGCGUCCCCUCGAACCCGCAGCCCGCCUCAAAGCCUAAAAACCCCGCCGGCCAGCAACCAUACCAGCCGCCCCCGCGCCUCCUCCUCCCCCUCGCCUCCUUCCAGACCCUCAUGGCCGCCCGCAUCCACGCCCGCGACCCCAAGGAAGAGAUUUUGAGAGCAUUUGAUCUGUUCGACGAGGGCGGCAAGGGCAGCAUCACGGUGCAGGAUCUGAAGCGCGUGGCGCGCGAGCUGGGCGAGGGCUUGCAGGAUGAGGAGCUUGAGGCGAUGAUUGAGGAGUUUGAUAUGGAUGGCGAUGGGGCGAUCAGUCGGGAUGAGUUUGUGGGGAUUUGUUUGGGGUGAUUACUGUAGGGAGUGUCGGUUGAGUGUGGGAGUUUUGUAUGAUGGUGUUUGGGUAAAGCUUGGUGUGAUUGGCGUUUUGGAUGGAAUUCCUCUUUUGGGUGGAGGUAUUGGCUCAGUGUCUUGGUUUAGGGAUGGUCUGAAUUCGAGUUGGGUAUGAAACGUGGCAGAAGAGAAGAACGCGGAGUUGUUGGAGUCGAAUGAGGACGAAGCGUGUCAACCUGGUGCCGCGGAGGGGUAUCACGGGGAGGGCCCGCAAGAUCGCCACGUCGUGAGCAUUCCGGUUGCUUCUGGAGCAAUUUGGAGGGUAAUUGAUAAAUCGGUCAAGAUUCACGUUGCAGCAAGCAGAGAACGCCAUUCUGAAGUCAAAGUCUUCCCACUAAGAUAGAUAUGCACAAUUGCGGGGCCAGACCCAGACCGACAAACAAAACGAGAUGCAAUAUACAAUAUGCUC